Molecule: messenger RNA, 1290 nt
Organism: Fusarium musae
Lineage: Eukaryota; Fungi; Ascomycota; Sordariomycetes; Hypocreales; Nectriaceae
Exons: 3
Coding region: 1-1290 (429 amino acids)
Biological process (GO): polysaccharide biosynthetic process
Cellular component (GO): membrane
Molecular function (GO): acyltransferase activity, transferring groups other than amino-acyl groups
Source: RefSeq, a predicted model, not a curated record
AUGACUACCAAGAAAGAAGGACACAUACAGUGGAUCGAGGGCCUCCGUGGCAUCGCGUCAACGUUGGUCUGGAUCGCACAUGUUACACGGGCUUAUGAUCUUGAUCUCUACUCUCCAGUCUCUGGCGAGGGAUUAAGACCACGACUUUUCCAACUCCCUUUCCUGCGAAUUUUAAUCCAAGGCCGAUUGGGCGUCGUCAUCUUCGUCUAUGUCACAGGCUAUGUGUGUGCAAUGAAACCAUUGGCAUUGUUUCGACAGGGCAAUUAUGAAGCAGGCUGGAGUUGUGUUUCCAAGUCUGCGCUUCGGCGACUUCCACGGUUGUUGUAUCCCAGUGCCGUUGCAACAGUUCUAGCGUGGGCUGCGACACAGCUGGGACUGUUCGAGGCUGCGAAGAUGACAAAUAGCUACUACCUGACUCGAACAGUCCAGGACAAGUUGCCGCUAUCUUCAGCAGUCGGAAAACUCUUUGCCAAUAUCUUCAGCACCUGGACUGGAGGUGGAAAUAAGUAUGAUGUUCAUCAAGGCACGCUCUUCGAACUGUUCAAAGGCGGGAUGUAUGUGCUUCUGUUCGUCACUGCAACUGCAAAGGUUCAAGCAAAGUUCAGAAUGGGUGCAUCAUUAAUCCUAUGGGCCUACCUUUGGGCCUGUGGCCGACCGUACUUCAUGCAAUUCUGGUGGGGAGUAUUUAUGAAUGAUUUGCAUAACUCUAGACUGUCUCAGCGCAUCUCAUGGAGCAAGUCUCGGUACAUCCCUUUCUUCGGCUUCUUGUCAGUAGCAGUCGGUCUGUUCAUCGCAUCAUUCCCUGAAGGCCGCAUUGAGUUGGCUCCCUGGUCACAUUGGCAAAAUCAGAUCUUGUCAGCAAUUGUCCCCAAGGACUCUGAGUUCCCCAAAUUUGCAUCUUCCUUCGGAUUCUGUCUUCUGACAAUUGGCGGGGUCCUACUACCUGGGUAUGCAGACAUUCUAUCCCAUCGUGUCCUGGUAUGGCUCGGCAAGCGAUCAUUCGCGGUGUAUCUUCUCCACGGUACGCUGCUGAGAUGGUUACUCACAUGGAUGGUAUAUGGAAAUUCUCUAUCACCCACUCUGCAGGUUCAACAGCCAGAAGUUGCUUCUCCAAAGCUUGAAUAUGCGGGUAAUACGUGGCUACUCUUUUGUCUACCACCUUGGCUUGGGCUUCUAUAUGGGCUUGCGGAGAUCUGGACAACAUACAUUGAUACGGCAGCUGAACGAUUCACCAAUCAGCUUGUUGCCUACAUCCGUCAGGAGGAGCUGAAGGGCUUGUCAUUGGUCUGA